UUUCGUAAGAUUUUCAAGCAGGCUGUGACACAACCAACUACCGACAAGGAGCAAGAUAGGGCCGUUUGGGUGAGACAUAUGUCCUACGACAUAUACAAGACAGCCCUCCGUUUGCAAUCGUGCGACAAUCGUAUACGACGUGUAUGAUCAGGCCCAGGCAUCGGUUAGCGAAUCCUGCAGGUCCAAAUCCACUGUGCUGUACGGUGUGACACCAUGAAGAAAUUACAAGUAAACCCCUUCGUCUACUUUCUCGCCAUACUCUUCGGCUGCGGCUCCUGGAUCGCCUUCAAUGGUUUGUGGGUGGAGCUGCCAAUCAUCGUGCAGCACGCCCCGGAGGGGUGGAGCCUGCCGUCUUACCUGUCAGUCAUCAUCGCCAUGGCUAACGUCGGACCAAUCGCGUUCACGCUAGCGAGCGUAUUGGCACCCGGGAGAGUCAGCGUGAAAGCGGUGGUCUACACUAUUGUGUCGAUCGGAAUCGUGUCGUGCGCGCUGCUGCCAUUUUUCUGGAAGUAUACCAUCUACAUAGCAGGCGCGAACCGCAGCGUCGCAUUACUGCUUCUUGCGUUCUUACUCGGAGUGGGGGGCUGUACCUCCUCUGUCGCCUUCAUGCCCUUCAUGGCGGUCUUCACCUCCCCCUAUCUAAACCCUUACUUCAUCGGCGAGGGGAUGAGCGGCCUGGUUCCGAGCUUGGUCGCGCUGGGGCAAGGCGUCGGCGGGAACCCUGAUUGUCAGAACGUCUCAUUCGUCAACUCCACGGUCGUCGACGGAGUUCUGACGAACAUCACAGAAUACACCAACGUGUACGUCACCAAGGACCCCAACUUCCCAGUCGAGAAUUUCUUCUGGUUCCUCUUCGCCAUGAUGCUGGCGUGCGGAAUCGCCUUCCUCCUGUUAAACCAUCUCCCAUUGGCUAAGAAAGAGCAGGUCGACGCGGCUAUAAUUAGGUCAGCAGAAUCACCACCAACCGACGGCUGCUCCAACCCCGGUUUAGAGAUGGAGUCCGUGGAAACGAAAGGUUCCGUUGAGACCUCUACUGCUAAUGAAAGCGAUGUCGUCUCGUGUCGAAAGACGGUAGAAGUCAACAACCCGGUUGCUGAUGGCCGUGGCAAGGAUUAUCUGGUAGCCGAGAGGAAAGGGCUGUCGCGGGGAGGUUACGUGUACUUGCUGUGCGUCGAAGCCUGGGUGAACGCCCUCAGUAACGGCGUCCUCCCCUCCAUCCAAUCCUACUCCUGCCUCCCGUACGGAAACACCGCCUACCACCUGGCUGUGACCCUGGCCAACAUGGCCAAUCCGCUGGCCUGUUUCAUCUCCUUCUUCCUCCCCACCACGUCCUUCCUACUGGUGGGGGUGCUGUCGCUAGCGGGAACAGCCGUGGGGGCGUACAUCCUGGUACUCGCGGCCAUGAGCCCCACCCCUGUACUACUGGGGACGGACGGAGGAGUGGUCUUGGUGAUUCUUGCAUGGAUCUCAGUAGUGGGACUUUUCUCCUACGUGAAGGUGACGAUCGGGUCCAUUUUCCGCGAGGAGGGACAGAGGGCGCUGCUGUACUGUGGAGCCGUCAUGCAGGCCGGCUCCUGUGUCGGCGCCAUCGUCACCUUCCUGUUCGUCAACGUGUUUCCCAUGUUCCAACAGAACGACGCCUGUGAUCUCUGACUUCCGUUUCAUGCGAGACCACCUCUGCUUGACUUUUGCCAGAAAACUCUUACAAUCUCCCGACUACCGGCAUUGGUUUCCUCCCCGCCGUGGGGACAUCAGUGGACGUACAACACGGUCCAGUAACCAGAUAUACUGCUUAAGAACAAGAACUGAACGCUUUAGAAACAGCGCAUGUUACCAUACAUUGUUAAAUUACUGAAUAACUUUGAAACGGCAAUGUAAAAGUGAUCUGUUGCUAAUGUUGUUUCAUGUACAUCACC
Messenger RNA from Branchiostoma belcheri (Belcher's lancelet), 1916 nucleotides. Its product is annotated as solute carrier family 52, riboflavin transporter, member 3-B-like. Lineage: Eukaryota; Metazoa; Chordata; Leptocardii; Amphioxiformes; Branchiostomatidae. Gene Ontology annotation, molecular function: riboflavin transmembrane transporter activity. Gene Ontology annotation, cellular component: plasma membrane. The transcript has 3 exons. Gene Ontology annotation, biological process: riboflavin transport. Bases 214 to 1653 code for a protein of 479 amino acids. The record is from RefSeq and is a predicted model, not a curated record.